GCAGUUAUGGGGACAAUGUCAAGGUCAACCGCGCUGAUGAGUAUGACUUGGUAUUUUUUCUAAAUUUCCCCGCCAAAGAUGAAAUACUAGUCACGGAGGAUCCCGAUUUGCCGGGAAAUUUUUUCAUUGACGUGAAGAAUGUAUUGAAAACUUUAAAAUCACAAAAGCAAAAUUGUCUACUCUAUGAAAAACUUCGAACUUGGACUGUAAAGGAUAACGAUUGCGAAUAUUUGGAUAUAGAAAAAUUACAUGCUUGGCUGAAAAGCUGUUUCAGCAAAGCGCUAUUGGCUAUGAAAAAUAGCGUGGAAGGUGUACCGUCCAACUUGAAAUUUGUGUAUCAACGUUGUGGCCCCGCGCACACAAUUACCGUUAGUGAACCAUGCAAAUUUUCGGUAGAUUUUGUACCGGGCAUAGUAUUGGGUGCGCAACAUGUCAUAAUGGAGAAUAGCCCUCCCGAAUGGCAUGGCAUACCAAAGCCUGUGCAGAAUACCAAAUCAUUUCGGGCUUCAUACUAUUCAUUGGAAAGGGAACUGAUUAAAAAUAAGAACAAUUUGAAAAAUGCAUUAAGAAUAUUGAAGAAGUUUCGCGAUAGCCAUCCAAAUAUGAACAAUUUGAAAAGCUACUACAUUAAAACACUGUUUUUAUGGAGAAAUUCUCAGGUGGAUAACGAAUACUGGGCGCGUAGACUCUGUGAUUCUAUUAAAGAUAUGUUUUCAUUGUUGAAAUGCUGCUUAGACGCAGGCUACUUGGGAUUCUAUUGGAAUAAAAAAUUAAAUUUAUUUAACGAAUUAAAUGAAGAACAACUCAAUGAGAUGCGGUCCUACAUGAAAUGUGUGUGUGAUGAUAUAUUGGUGGCACAUGAAAAUAUGUACUUAAGCCCAGCACUGGCACUCAAAGUUAUUCACUUGUUUUUGAGCAAAGACGAACGUCUGCAGUGUCUGCCUCUAAUAGCUCGCCACGUUAAAACGAAGCGAUAUCGUCUUGUGACUGCUGGGACGCGUCAUAGAAUACAUCAUUUUGACUCACCCCCAUCAGCUACAUCGCCUCCAGCAAGAACUUUAUUCGGCGCCCCAAAGAUUUUUAACCCAAUUAAAAUCACGAUACCUUAUCCCCAACAGCCUUUGGCAUGCAAAUUGGAGUAUUCUCCUAGUUAUGAUUCCGAUGGUGGCGAACCUUUCUUGGGGGCUUUAUCGCAGGACUAUUUAAAAGAUUUAUAUGAAGUUUUUGCAUGGGAACAGUCGAUCUCAGACAGCGAGGAUAGCCACACAUACUCUUAACUAUGUUAAAAAGGAUCAGUCCAGCG
This is a messenger RNA of Rhagoletis zephyria (snowberry fruit fly), 1303 nucleotides long. RefSeq lists its product as uncharacterized. The record is from RefSeq and is a predicted model, not a curated record. Lineage: Eukaryota; Metazoa; Arthropoda; Insecta; Diptera; Tephritidae.